Messenger RNA from Sclerotinia sclerotiorum 1980 UF-70, 495 nucleotides. RefSeq lists its product as hypothetical. Bases 1 to 495 code for a protein of 164 amino acids. The transcript has 3 exons. NCBI's taxonomy places the organism in Eukaryota, Fungi, Ascomycota, Leotiomycetes, Helotiales, Sclerotiniaceae. Gene Ontology annotation, molecular function: heme binding; oxidoreductase activity, acting on paired donors, with incorporation or reduction of molecular oxygen; iron ion binding. The record is from RefSeq and is a predicted model, not a curated record.
AUGAACGCUAAAAUCAGACAUGGAACCAUUCAGACAAAUGACGAUGAACCUCCACAUUGGGGGUGGCCUUCCCGUGCUGAGGAGUCGUUGAGUAGAUUGCCUGCUGCAGGAGAGACUGUAGAUAUGAGUUUGGUGUUGGAUAAACCUUUUUUGGAUAUGUCCUAUCAGUGGGUUUUUGGUGAUUGCCUGAAUGUAGCAUCAGAGAAAGGACCCCUUGGCCCGGAUGAUGAUAUCGAAACAUUUCACGCUGCGUUCCAUUCCUCUCGGGCGUGGACAGGCCCACGCAUGAUUUUCGAAGCCAUAGCUCGUCUUAUUCCAAAUAAGAAGUGGGAAACGACUAACCGGAUCGUGCAUGAUUUUGUAGAACGUCGCAUUGAUGCUGCAAUGAAGGAGGUCUCAGAGAGCCAGAGCCAAACACGAGAAGGAAACGAGUAUUCCAUCAAGCCGACAAGUCUGGUUGAAUCGCUAGUAAAGCAAACAAGCAACUGGUAUUAA